CUGGUGUCCAGGCGGCGGGCGCGCAGCGCAGUGAGAGCUCGGCUCGGCGGAGGCGGCGCGAGGUCCCUGCGCCCCGAGGUCUCCCGCGCCCCGAGGUCUCCGCCUCCACCAUGAAGCUCAGAAGUGCUGGCCUGCUCCUCCUGCUGCUCAGCGGCCUGCAAGCCGAUGGUCAAGAGAAAGAAGUCAGAGCGAUGGUGGGCAGUGACGCUGAGCUCAGCUGCAUUCACACCGAAGAAACUAGUUUUGAUUUAAACGAACUCUAUGUUUAUUGGCAAAUCAAGGAUACCAACAGCAUGCUAGAAACCGUGGCUUACUACCUGCCGGGGAACACCUCCGUGGGCCAUCACAACAACAGGUACAAGGACCGGGCCCAGAUGUCCCUGGACAGCAUGAAGCAGGGCAACUUCUCUCUGCAUCUGUACAACAUCACCCCCCAGGACGAGCAGAAGUAUGACUGCCUGGUGUUCAGGAAGAUGACAGAGAAGAUUCUGAAAGUGGAGGUCAUGUUGCACGUGGCAGCCAACUACAGCAUGCCCGUGGUCAGCGCGCCCACGGCCGCCCCCCAGGACGAGGAGCUCACCUUCACCUGCACGUCCACGGACGGCUACCCCCGGCCCAACGUGUACUGGAUCAACAGGACGGACAACAGCCUGCUGGACGAGGGCCUGCAGAACAGCACCGUCUCCCUCAACGCGCGGGGCCUGUACGACGUGGUCAGCGUCCUGACCAUCCGGCGCACGCCCCACGUCAACGUGGGCUGCUGCAUCGAGAACGUGCUGCUGCACCAGAACCUGACCGUCAGCAGCCAGAAGGCGAGCGAGCCAUUCCCAGGAUCCACAGGGAGCAACACCGAUGUGCCAGGCGAAGCCGAGGCGGGAAAAUCCAGCACCGUGGUGGCCGCCAUCGCGCUGCUGCUGACGGUGGUCGUGGGCGCGGCUGCAGGCUGGUGGUGCCGGAGCCGGUGUCCUCACCGUCCUCCCUGGGGCUACGCAGGUACACAGGGGCCCGGGCUGCGAGGCCAGAGCUGGGGCUCACCGACCACGUCUGACAAGAACUCGCCACCCAGGAGGUGGACAAGGCUUCCGGGAGACGCCACCCGGGGGGACCUCCGAAGGCGGCUGGCCACCGGCAGGCUGGUGGCAGAGGGGGGCUCGGUCGCACCCUUCACCAGGAGCUUCACGGACACGCAGCCGCUCUGGCCCGGGGGCCCUUCCCCUGGAGAGACCGCGCUUGACCCCACGUGAGCCGGCGCCCAGCCUCGUGGCCAGACACGGCCCCUCCCUGCCGCCAGCCCUUCCCGGUGUCCGUGUCCGUGUCCGUGGGCGAGGGCUCUGAGAGGGACCGGAGGACAGACACCCGAGCGACGGAAGAGGGGAGGCGCCCGCUCUCCUCCGGAGGGUGUUUGCGGGGCUCCCGUGAUCGUCUGUGCACGUGUGUGCGUGUCCUGUGUGCAGGGAACGGUCCACACGGAGACCCCGGGAUCGCUGUCCUCUGGGCCCCUCACCGGGAGAAACACCGCGGUGUUCGGGUGAGAAGCCACGUUGCCCUCCGCGGGAAGAAGGAAGCUGCAGGCCCCCUGCCCGCGCCCGCGGCAGGAGAGCCGUGCUCCGGGGGAUGAGACACGCGGCCGGCGACACGGACGUGGGCCCGCCGGCCCUGGAGCGUGGGGCGCGGCACGAAGAGGGCUCCCCAGUCUCCGGCUGCCUUCAGAUCGCAGUCACGUCCUCCGAGCUCGUUCUGGGCAGCUCCUGGCGCUGUGGCCGCGGCCUCUCGCCCGGUCGCCCCUGAGGACCUGCAGGGCUGAUGGAGACCUCAACUCCCACACCGGUUCCUCCGAGCCCACAGCCCCCUGGUGAUGGGAAGCGGGCGGUUUGAAGCUUCCGGGACGUUCUGUGAAGGCGGCUCCAGGUAACCCCGGUGUGCACAGCCCCGGAGACGGGGCCUGAGGUCCGCCCGUGGCCCUGCGGCUCAGAGGGGCCGCUGAGCCGGACUUGGAGUGGAAGUGAGGACCGGACUCCGUGGGGAAGCCGAGUUCCACGCUUGUCGCAAGAAAUCCUUGGUGUGUCCUUGUGGCAAGAAGCCCUCGUGUGGCUCCUGCGUGAGGGCGACAAGGCCCGCCAGACUUUUAACAGAAAGCAUUAGAAGACACGGUCAUCCCUGAAGCCUGGCCGAAGGGAGGACAGACUGGCAUUUGGAGCAAAGCACUGGGUGUGGUGCCCGCCCUCCGUCCAGGCCCAGGGGCCCGGGGGUGCUGGGGCCGGUGUCCCCGAGGAUGGGGCAGCCAUGGAGGGAAGCUGGUUUCCUUCUCGGAGGCGGCGGCAGGGGAGGCCCCCCUCAGCCUUCUCCCAGCAUCUGUGGCCCUGACCUGGGGCUCCCCAGGCUCCGUGCCCUGGUUCCUCAUCUCGCCGCUGGCCCCCACAACCCUCAGCCACAGCCCGGCAGCCCCUCCCCGCUGACCUGGGCCCAGGGAAGGCGGGCUGGCCUUGGGACGCAGCACACGUCCGAGUCCUCCAGGCUCGCACUGUCCACCCCCCACCCCCGUCGCCAUGUGCUGCCGGUGCUGUAGGCCGCUGAGUGCCCGAGCUUGACACCUGCUCCCACAGACCCAGGUGCAAAGAAGGCAAGAUAAGCUGUGUCGUGGCUUUGGUCAGCUCUGCUGGUCCUCACUGCAGGUCUGGGCCCCUGCCUCACCAUCGACUCUCGCUCUGGGGGUUUCUGCCCCCCCAGGGGACGCUGGGCAAGGUCUGGAGACAUUUCAGUUGUCUCACUGGGGGAUGGCUACUGGCCUCCGGGGUGUAGAAGGCAGGGGCGCUGCUCCAAGUCCAAAAACACA
Messenger RNA from Pipistrellus kuhlii (Kuhl's pipistrelle), 2833 nucleotides. It is a transcript of the gene ICOSLG, whose product is annotated as inducible T cell costimulator ligand. The transcript is spliced from 8 exons. Bases 111 to 1244 code for a protein of 377 amino acids. The record is from RefSeq and is a predicted model, not a curated record. NCBI's taxonomy places the organism in Eukaryota, Metazoa, Chordata, Mammalia, Chiroptera, Vespertilionidae.